AUGCUCCCUUCAAGCAAUGCUGAUGGACCACCUUCACCCGGCUACUACCCUAGUACCAGAGUUGGUUCAAUAGGGUUCAAUCAAGGCUUUAGAAAUCUCUGGGGUCCCCAGCAUCAAAGUUUAGAGCAGGGUUCAUUAAAAAUUUGGCUUGAUAGAAUCUCAGGAAGUGGGUUCAAGUCUCGUAGUCCUUACCAAUCUGGGUAUUUUGGGACUGCCGUCAAGCUCCAACCUGGUUAUACUGCAGGAAUUAUUACAUCUUUUUAUCUAUCAAAUAAUGAAGACCACCCGGGAAACCAUGAUGAGAUUGACAUAGAGUUCCUCGGAACGACGCCGGAUAAGCCUUAUACAUUGCAAACAAACGUCUAUAUCAGAGGAAGUGGGGAUGGAAAUAUAAUAGGGAGGGAGAUGAAGUUUCACCUUUGGUUUGACCCGACCCAAGAUUUUCACAACUAUGCUAUCCUCUGGAACCCCACCGAGAUCAUAUUUUUUGUGGAUGAUGUGCCAAUAAGGAGGUACCCUAGGAAAAGCGAUGCAACAUUUCCACUGAGACCUAUGUGGGUGUACGGAUCAAUAUGGGAUGCCUCAUCUUGGGCCACAGAGGAUGGAAAAUACAAGGCAGAUUAUCAGUACCAGCCAUUUGUAGCAAGGUACACAAAUUUCAAACUGGGUGACUGCACCGCUGGUGGAGCCGCCUCGUGCAGCCCACCAUCGGGCUCGCCAUCUGGUUCGGGUGGUCUGAGCCGACAGCAACAGGCAGCCAUGGAAUGGGUCCAGAGGAACAAUAAGGUGUAUGAUUACUGUCAAGAUCCAAAGAGAGACCAUACCCUCAUACCUGAGUGUUAG
Molecule: messenger RNA, 843 nt
Organism: Ilex paraguariensis (yerba mate)
Lineage: Eukaryota; Viridiplantae; Streptophyta; Magnoliopsida; Aquifoliales; Aquifoliaceae
Source: the annotation of a GenBank genome assembly